CCGGGAAGGCGAUGGCGGCGCACGCCGCCCGCUCCGCGCUGCGCCGCGGCGGCUGCUGCUGCUGCCGCUGCUCUCCCCGCCGUCUCCUCCCUCUCCUCCUCGUCUCCUCGCCCGGGUCGCGCUGCCCUCGUCUGCCCAGACCGGGCUUCUCGGUGCCUUCGAGGAGCAUCACAUCAGCUGACAAGGACCUCGCCAGUGCCGUCAUGUCCAAGACCAAGAAAGCGAACACCAGAUAUGAGGAUUUCCUGCUCCGCAAUUUCCCCAACUUCUACAAACUCUAUUCCACCUUCAUGAGAGGUUUCCGUUUGCUGAUGGUGGAUGCAAAAGAAGUGUUUUUAAUCAAGAGGAAGUUGAUUUCCCAAGGAUUUGGUUAUGAAAACCUCACCUACAGAGAUAUGGACAAACUCAGAGAGUUCCGCAGGGACAUCAUCAAGGCGAUUCCUCUCGUGCUGCUGUCCAUUCCUCCGUUCGCCAAUUACGCGGUGUUUGCGCUCAUGUACAUCUACCCGAGGCAGUUCCUGAUCCGCCAGUUCUGGAGCGAGCAGCAGGAGCGGGAGUUCCUGCAGGUUUACCACGGCCUCCGUGCUGCUUCGUACGCGCACGUCAUCCCGUUACUGCUCACCCAGGCCCAGGAGCUGCCCGACACCUACAAGCAGAGGACGCUGCUCGAGAUCUGCCACAAGGUGCAGACCAACGGGCAGCCCAGCGUGAACGAACUCCGGUCGGUGCAGGCCCUCUUCUCUGAGCCUCCCCUAGACAUUUGGAGUUUAAAGGCAAAUCAGCUGAGGACCCUGAGCCGCGUCAUGGCGCUCACCGCGCGCGUGCCGGCGCCGUGGCUCCGCCGCCGCCUUCUCUCUCAUGCCACGGAAAUCGGCCACCUGGACCGCGCACUCCUUCGGAUGGGGCCGCAGCAGCUGACGGACGACGAGGUCAGGAAGGCCUGCUACGUUAGGGGCCUCAACCCGUACACCCUGGGGAUCCAGGCGUGCAGGCAGUGGCUUCAGGAGUGGCUGCUGCUGUCGGCGUCGCUGUCAGAUUCUGAAGUAUCCUUGCGUAUUUUCGCCACGGUGCUGCUUUCGGAGAACUAUCGACGGCACAGCAUCAGCUACUGGAGCAUUCCGGUGGACCCACCAGCACGGAGAGGGCAGGCAUAAACGCCGUGACUGACGCUUCUUCUCACAGCAUUUCAUCAACUCCAUCGCGGUAACUCCCUCGCACCCCGAAGACUCAGGAGUUGACGCUCAGGUUUGCCUCGCCUGAAGAUUUCGUGAAGGAAGGGGCGGUGUAAGACAACACACCUGCAUUGUCGCGAAUUAGCCGCAAAAACAAUUCUUUAUGAAGAGAUCUUUAUAGAAAUGUGACAUUUCUGCUGCCUGCUUAAACAUUGCAGGAGCAAAUAACCUGCGCUUUAUUAAAGAAGGAUAUAUUCCAGAUGCAAAUUAAACUGUGAUUCAUAAUGAAAUAACUUCAACAUAUGUACAUGAGUACAAUUCAAUUUCAUUUAGUCAAACGAAACUAAAACUAUGUUUUUUAUUUUACCAGGUAAGACCUGGCUAUCACAAAUGAUAGCCCAACGAAGCGGCUUAUCACGUGGACAUUUAUAGCGGCCAAUUACUCUUAAACGCAUGUUUACAAAUGUGGAGGGAAAAACCGGAGGACCCGGAGAAAAAUCCAUGUAACUACGGGGAGAACAUGCAAAUUCCAAAUAUGCAGGCAUCAUGGUCGGGAUCAAACCCAAGACCCCCUGUAUACUAGGUGAGGCAGUUAACAUCUCGCCAAUGCGGUGCCCUUGUAAGGGCACUGUGGUGGCUCCCGGUAUUUAACUGGGUGGUGGUGGCUAUGCACGUGGCUGCCUGUAAUCCAGCACUGUGGAGGCAGCAGCCAGGGUCGGUGGAUCACCACACAGAUUUUGUGAAACCCCCUUCCCAUGGGUGUCGAGGUGGAACCAUACUGUGGCUCGCCAGGAGAACGCGGUACAGCAAAGUGUGGACUAAAUCUCCAUCUGUUCACAUUUGUACGGGGGAUAGAGCGUUGCCCUUCCCCUCGCAGGUAUCACGACACAAACACAUAGAGGUCACCACACACACACACACCGCUGAUCACCACACACACAGAGCUUUCUCCGGGUGGUUUGGUUUUCUCUCACAUGUAAACACUCAUUAAACGGCUGAAAACAUCUUAAAAUAAAAAUCCAAUGGAGGCAGAUCCUCCUGAAAAUAAUUAAAGAUUAUGGUUAAUGGUUCACAGUUUUAUUUGAAUCAUGAUGGAUGAUGCUUUAAUUAGUUAAUUUGACUCAAAAGGUUGAGAGUUCAUAUUCCGUUUGCUAGGAGGGAUCUACAUCGUUCAUAAUCACUGCGCUAGAUUCAAACAAAUGAAGUGAAUUGUGGUUGUCUUGUGGAUAUACCUGGGUCUGCCAUGGAAUUUGCACUAAAGGGUCAAUGAUGGUCAUCACUAAAUGAGUGCAGCCCCAUUGCUUGUUAGAGCGGGGAGACAAUUUGACUCUUGACACUUCGUGUACAAAUGGAAACCGCCUGUUAUUAGUGGGUUGUUUUAGUUCUACUUCUUCCAGGGGAACAAAACACAAUGGCAAUAUUCCCAUCAUUUGACAAACAUGGAGAUUACAGUUGUGGACACAAGUGGAUCGCCAAGGCUAACAUGCCUGUCAUUAGCCAGACAAAUAAAGUUAAAUAGUUCACCUGCUGAAAAGCAAGAAAUGUAAUGGCACUCAUAUCUCUUACUGCUAGUACCCCCUGAGCCAGUAGUGGAAUUUCCACAUUCAUAUGGCAGGGACCUGUUUGUCCACAAGGUCGACUAACGUUAAGACGGAGGAGAUUUGCACACAAGCAGAAGUGCACACUCUGCACGCUGCCUAGAGCGUGGAGUUUGCAGACGGAGUCCAGUGUCGCGCAGCAGCGAGCGCUCAUUUCCCACAAUGCCCAAUGGCGGCGGCUGCUGCGCCGCUCUGAAGCCGGCAGAUCCGUUCACCCGUUCGCCUGAGCGCUCGUGCAACCUCCGCAAUUUAACGGCUCGCAUUUCUCUGUCGUGGAAAAUCCAUUUAUAAUGCGAGCACGCGUGUGACGGUGAUCGUAAACACGGAUAAAGCUGUACGUGGGGGUGUGUGUAUGCGUGCAUAGGGGAUCGUUCAAUACAGCUGGAAGCUCUCUGUCGUGUUUACAGGUUUGGAGGCCUGUACGGCACAACCGUGAAAACCUACGCAGUCGUUGCGUAGCUGAUUAUCAGCUCUGUGCGAUAGAUACCACACUGCCUGUAGCGUUGUAAUGUGGCCAGUCGGCGAUGGUUUUUGUGAUGGUUUUGUCGUACAGCCACUGACAGGGUGAUGCGUUGUUGCUCAAACCGUACACCAUUUCCCAAGUGUUCGUUUCACCUUUGACCUUUCACCACUUGCGUCUGGUGAGAUUCACCACUGAUCCCUCUUAAAUAGCGAUUUUUGCUCGAAUUUGGGGCAAAACCUCAACUUUUUCAAGAGCUGCAAUGAAAUGUGAAUACUACAUGGUGGUCCUUAAUAAAAUAAGCCUCGGACAGGACGCUUUGUGCUGGCGGCUGCUACCCUGUGCCAGCAGAGGAAAUCCCACACACACCUAUGGUGGGGACCAGUGUCUGCGUGUGCUGACCACUGUGGAACGGUUAGCGCGCUGCACUGCAAACCGGCGAACUCGAGUUUCAUUCUCGCUCAUGGUCAACACCAGUGACGAUUGUCUGAACCGGUCCUGGGCCUUCCCUAGGUCGACGCAGUCUCAAAUGAGUACCUGGCGCGGUGUGUAAAUGUAUCCACUCGGGAGACAAAGGCGGCCGGGUGUGGUGCCUGCCACCCACCCCCUUGUGUGCUGUGCUGGCCUUCAUAGGUGCUCGCUAACAGCAUUUGCCCCAACAGUCUGUUCAGGCUAUAUGGGUGAUCUUUGUCUUUGCGCUUCCCACAAAGUGGUAUUCAUUUUACAAGCCCCAAGGGAUGAUGGGCAAAAUUGACUGAACCAUGACCGGGAUUUGAAUUUGCAACUCUUCACGAUUGCGAGUCAUGUGCUCUAACCGGACGCGCAUUCAGCAGACGCAGUAAAUUAGAGUGGAAAUAACAAAAAAUACAUGUAAAGAGUUAAUUUGCAAGACAAAUGCAUAUUUAAAAUUAUACUGCUAAAAUAUUUUGUAACGAAUCGCAUCGGUAACAUUGUAUUUAAGAAAAUACUUAAUGUAGUAGCAAAGGCCUUUGAAUGACUUUCAUCCGAGUCAUGAAUGCUUGACUUUUCAUGCAAAUUCCUUUAAUAGUCGCUUUGCCGUGCGUUGACAGGGAGCCUUGCGCUCCCAACGCCUUUCUCUGUCUGACCCUACAGCCAUAAUACUUCCUCACGUAUCAUUCCAUCAGCAGCCAUGGCCAGCAGCCAGGCUUAUGAUGCUGCGCUUUAGAAACGGACCUGAUGGUGCAAUCCUACCGAUUACACCAUCACUUGCUCAGUAAUAUACUGAGAAAGUGAUGGUGCAAUCCUACCGAUUACACCAUCACUUGCUCAGUAAUAUACUGAGAAAGUGAUGGUGCAAUCGGUAAUGUACUGAGCGACCGUUUAAGCUGUUGGCACGCACGCCUCGUGUGCUUGUACGAAUCGAACGGCCUUGUUUAGGGCAUUGCCAGACAUGGAAGGUUGCUGCUACCUGUAAAAACUAGGCUGUGUGGACACAUUCAGCCUAUUAAAGGAAAACGCAACCUGCCAAGAGGUUAAUUGGGUGCCGUUUUAUUUUUAUUCCGAAUUUAUUUUUUACAAAGCAUGGCAAUGUGGCAUUUUAACUCUGCGUCUGCAAAAACACAACCACUGGUAAUUCACCUGUGGCACACGGGCUCCUGGCUACAGGGCAACGUAUCACAAUUACAGGUUUCAGAUUCCCCUUCCUUGUGUUGGGUUCCGUUUAUUUGGGGCGGCUCGCAAGCGUGCACCCACGGCGUCGUGUAUUGUAACCGGGGUCCACGGGGCUGUCUGCUUGUGAGUGGAAGUGCGGGGACUCGAGCAGUGUGGCUGCGGAUUAGCAUUGAGGCUGCCACGGAUGCUUCACUGUGCAGCUAUGCGGUGCAGCUAUUGUGCACAAAUGAGUCUAGGGCAGGGGUCGGCUACCACAUUUAGAGAAGAGCUAUUUUUGUUCGAAUUCGGUAAAAAAAACUAUUUCAAGAGCCGCAAUGCAUGUGAAUAUUAGACGGUGGUCCUUAAUAAACAACGUCACAAAGCGGUCCUUUAAAGAGCCGCAUGCGGCUCUGGAGCUGCAAAUUGCCGACCCCUGGUCUCGGGCAAGCGUGGCGCUCUCACUGAUUUGCCUAUGACUACUAAAUCGCCAUGAAUAUGCCUAACCUCGUCUGAUAUCAGGAUCUUAAGCACAGUGGAGCCUGCUUGAUACCUGGAUGGGAGACGUACCUUGCAAUACAAAGUUGGUAUCAUAAGCUCGGGCUGUGCGGUGGCUAGGAGAUGGCAGUACAGCGGCAGAUUCUUGAAUCGGUCGGUGCGGAGACUUUGAGUGUUACCCCCUUGUAUGCAUAGUUCUGCAGUUUCCUCCCACACAAAGUCAAACAGAAUUAGCCAAACAUCUUCAUGCAUCACUCUGCAGAAGAGGAAUAAUCUUGAGACUCACCCAAGUCUUUCCUGGGUAAGUAAAACUUUAUACCUAAACUGCGAAAUGGACUUUUGACUGAAAGUUGCAAUUUCACACAAGACAAUAUCUUCUCUCACUGGUGAAUAAUAUAAUAACGGGAGCUUGUAAUGCGCCCAUUAUUCGCUCGCUCUCGUAGAGAGUGGAUGACUCAGGGAUUCGAGGAGGAACCACGGGGAAGGCAGCCAACCUCUGCGGUCCUCUACAUAUUAAGAUGUUAUUGGCCAAACAAUGCGCAGUUACAUGUGGGAGGAAACCGGAGCAACGGGGAAACAACCCACGCGUGCAAGGCGGCAACACUAAGACAGAACAGGUGGGAGUCCACAUUUUCGCUGUACCUUUACUUCUCCUGGCGAGCCAGGGUAUUGCACCUCGACGCCUAUGGGUAGAGAGGUUCCCAACAUCUGUGUGCGAUCCACCAACCCUCGCUGCCUCCACAGUGUUGGAUUACAGGCCACGUGCGUAGCCACUAUCGCCCGGCUACUGCUGAACUAAUGUUGAACGGCCAUUGAAGCACAACGUAGAUCAGGGCUAAAGAAUGAAAUAUGUGGCCCGCGGGCUGUAUCAGGCACAUGACUUUACUUCAUGCAGCCCGGGGCCACAUGGGAACUGCCUUUUAUAAACAACCCGCUAAUUAGCUUCAAAGGUCGCUGCAAGCGUCGCACGAGAUGGGAAUGCUUUUGACUUGCCAACGCUGUGUUUUUAAUUCUAGUGCGCUCACGUCCCCCCUACGAAUGCAAGAGGUCCUUGCAGUGGUGGGUGAGGGAGGGCGGUGCGGCAGUGAUUACGGAAAUGCGCCAUGACCCCGGCAACCCGAGUUGGACUCACGCUCAAGAUCAAUAACAGUGGCUAAUGUUUGAACCGCUUCUAGGCCUUGCUUAGGUUGACACGACCUUAAAAUGAGUACAUGGUGUGGUGUGUAAACAUCACCACUGGGGAGAGAAAGGCGGCCGCGUGUGCUUUUGGCCACCAACCCCAUCACAUCAUGUGCCGUGCCGACCUUUAUCGGUGCUCCGCUAACAGCACUCGCCCCAUCAGUUUGUUGAAGGCUAUACGGGGGAGCUUUAUCUUUGUAAUUUGAAGUUGCAGUUCAGCCCCCAGGAACUAAUAGGUUCCUCCACCAAUGGUGCUGGCCUAGCUGUUGAGCUGCUACAUCGCACCUGCUUGUUUUUGUUUGUUGAAGUUCCUUCCUGGAAUAGGAUAAAGGUGCAACGUUACGGUCAGUGCUGUGUGCUUACAGGGCAUCGGGUUGCUUGCACAUUUUGGGUAGUUUCUUAAACGUGCAAGAGUAUGCGAUGUUGGGUUAAGUUGAUGAGCGUUUGCUUGAGUUGAAAUCAUCUCGUUUUAUUUAUCACCACUCACAUCACAGACCACACCCGCACUUUUACCUAUUUCCCUGCAGCACAGUUGUGUUUCUCUAAGGUUAUAGACAAUGUUCAUUGCAUCACAAGCUAUACUAACAAAGUUUAUCUAUAUGUUAGUGAUAUAUACUCAUUGGUUCUUUCGGUAAAGUCAUGUAGGUGAAAAAAAUUGAAAAAGAAUAAAAAAAUAGAAAUAACAAAAUUAUUCUUAUUUUUUAUUUUUUUCACCUACGUGACUUUACCGAAAGAACCAAAGAGUAUGGAUCCUUGCAGUCACGAAAACUUCAAAUCUAGAAUAGUGAUUUCUAGUUUCACAGCGACAUUUCAGAGGCAUCGAUUUUUUACUUUCAUUUAAAUUGCAACAUUUUAGGUGUUUUUGCCUGAAUUUUUUUUUAUCAAAGUGUUUUGUUUCCGAAUUGUAACGCUGGACAUCGAUUCAUUGUUCCCGAGUUUUUUUGUGCCUGAUAAUUGCACCUUUUGAGCAUAUCUAGAUUCCAAUUCACGACGUCCAUGUCACCCAGAUGACGGUGUCAGUUGUAUGUACUUAUGUUGAAGUUAUUUCGCACCGUACGUAGCCAACCAUGCUAAUAGGAGGUGCGGGGGGAAGGACAACAAACUAAACACAAAAAGUAGUUCUAAAGAAACGAGUUUUCAAUCUAUAUUUAAAAGUGCAUAGCUCCAGUGGCUUCCUAAUAUAGGAAGGAAAGAGCGUUCCAGACGGCCGCAGAAUUGCAUCUGAAAGUGCGCGAUGCAGUGACCAUCUUUGUUCGAUGGCUAGCCAAAAGCCGCUGCUGUGAGGAUGACCGGAGUUUUGCGUAAUGCUUUAUGCUCAUUGACGAUAUCAGCAAGGUAUUGUGGUUCAUUUGUGUUUUUACUGUGAAACAAAAACAGGUGACGGGUCACGCCACCGCGAGGUUACCGUCUCCUGCCCAACUUCAACAUAUAGGCACUUGUCUCCCGAUCAUGUUGCUGUACGAUAGAAUACAAUUGCACCUUCUGAAGGGGGGAGCACAUGUGUAACUUGAGAUCCUAUUGUGCUCACAAUCAUUUGAGAUCCCCCCCCCCCGUUCGUGAUAUUUGAUCGCUCCAUUCACAGAAACCGACAGCUUGGUGGUACCAUGCUCGGCGCUCCGCAACCUCGGAUCCCGGUCGCUAAACGAUUCGGCCUAUCAUCAGUCGUCCUCUUGUGUACGAGUGAUAAAAAUGAGUCGUGCUUUGUGGGAAGCCAACAGUCGUUUGCUCGCAGAGCAGUUAACCGCUUUUCAGUUGUGCGCCUUUUGGCGUCAUCUGGUCCAACAACACCAUGUGAGACUAGGCUCUAAGAAAAGCUGUCUCGGGUGUGGACCAAACAAUUUCAAGGACAGUGCAUACAUUUUCAGAGUUGUCUUUUUGUUUGCAUUUUGACCGCAAGUGUUGUGGUUAAUGCAAACAUGAUCCCUUGUAUAAAGGUGUCAGUUUUUCUGCCAGAUAAAAGGGUAAAAACCUAUUACUACAGUUAACCGCUGUCAUGUGAAUGUGGAAUUUCCACUGCCAGCUUAAGUCUGAUGCUCGUUCGAGCGUGGAGAUGUGCGGUACAUAAAGGGGGAUGGGGGGGGGCACCACACACCAUGCACGCAUGGCCCCAUUUGUCUUCCCAGUGGGGUUCGUUGAGCAACGAGACACCACAUUCUAAUUUCAGGCCGAGUCUACCUAGGAGAAAGCCAAGCCAUAUUUAUAUGCUACUGGUGCAAAUGUCCACAAAUUGAACCCAAGUUUUUGGGUUCCGAGGACAAACCUCUCCACCACCACUCCCCUGCAGUUAUGUGUGAACGCGUGUAAUCCCUUGGAUCAUCGUGGCAAAAGUGUUGCUUGCGAGCCCCUACUAAGAAGGCCUUCAGUGCACACGAGGUAGUGGGGUAGCCAGAACUAUUGCUGCCCGCCUUUGUCUUCCCGUUCCUGAUCUUAGCACAAUGUGGGUUGUACCCGUUUAAGGCUCGGUUGAUCUAUAGAAGGCUCACAGAGGGUCAGAUAUCACGUGCAAUUGAUGCGUAUCAUGCCUGGUAAUUGAACGCCGGUUUGCCACGAUCGUAGCACAGUGCACCAACUACUGUGCUAUUGAGUUUGAUUCCCGGCUACAACCACCAUCAUUGGCGAAUGGAAGCUGAACUGCUCCUGGACUUCCCCUAGGAGACAAAGACGGCCAGGCAUAGUACUGGCUACACCAACUUAUUGUGCUCCGUGACAGCUUUAAUAGGUGCUCCCAAAGCAGCACUUGUAUGGGGAGAUCUUUGACCGUACGUCGGUAUCUUUGUAUGUAUUGGUCAGCCAUUUCAGUAAGCCUGGGCCUUCCACAAAGUGAACCUAACCUGGCACAAGUCCUGCGGUGACUUCACCACUUGGUGGUGAAUGACAGCUGUUGUGUGUUUUUAAUUGUUAUUGGUGUCUAUGUGCGUGUGCCCUGUUAAGGCCGGAGCAGCACAGGAGGAGGGGUGUAGUACGGCCAACACCAUGACCAGAUGCACAAACACACCCGUAUGGGGGUGUGGGGAGGUUAUAGUGCCCUUUCUGCCAAAAGAUCAUGGAUUUCUAUCUUGGUGCUGUUAUGUUUUAUUCCUGCAGUGCAUUAUGAGAGUUUAUCCUAGUUUAAAAUACCCGUAAUUUGGUUGACAAUGUCUUGACUAAGGAAUGUAAGCACUUGGAGUGGCAUAACAAAAAAUAUAUGUGCUGUGUGUGCCUGUCGAAUAACCCAAACGUGCGUUGUCGUUGCUGCAUUGUAAUUUAUGUGUCCGAUACUUGACCUGAAUUUUGCAUUGUUUUAUAUAAUGUACUGCGAAAGCCUACUGAACAUGUGUCGUGGAUUAUUUGAACAAAUCUCCGUCGAAAUUCGGUGCCCAUUUGCUCAAUCGCAUGUUGGGCGGCCUUCACUUGGAUUGACGGUCCUGAGCCAAGUGGUGGUAAUUCCAUAUUGUCAUGGCAAGGACCAGUCUCGCCGUUGAAAGGCAAGUGCUCUAACCACGGUGACACUAGGGCGGCUUGUUGUUGUACAGGGUUACCCUGGUUGACGUCAUUCUACUGGGGUUGUACGACAUCGUGAUUUGCUGGUUUAUCCCAUGAAAUUAUAUUUUAAAGAAAAACAUUUCUGACAAUACGAAAGAAUCAUUAAAUGCUUAAAAAAUCUAAAGCUGUUACCCAUGAAAUUAGUUGCUUGCAAAACUUUUGUAGAGUAAUUGACAGCGCAGUGUUAUACUUUCCCUACGUAAUUUCAUUCUUAAUGUUUUGCAUAACUUUACAGUUUUAAGCAUUUUAUUUUUAAACUUACAAUGAUUCAAAAGCGUAUGGGCAGGGCUUAUGUUGAGCAAGCUGCAGCUCAAGAACUUCAUAAGGAAUCUUUAUUCGGACCGGAGGUACAGCAAAGCACAAGAACGCUAAACAGUAACAAUGAGAAAUACAAUUUUCAGAGUAAUAGGAAACCGAUAAUCGUUAUAGUUGCAAAAAUUUCGAUCGUUUCGUGAAAGUGAUAUCGUGACAACCCUAGCUUUUUGGUGUAUUGAGCACUCGUUUUUAUUAUUUCCCCGAGUCGGUCAUUUCGUAGCAACUCGUUUUAACCAUGUGUUUAAUUCACGCCAGGGGGUGUUAAACGCGGGCCACACAUGGUCCCCCAAGCCCCUUCCUCCAGGCUGCCACGUGUUAAAAUUUGUAUGACUUAUCCAUAUAUACAUAUAUUUUUAAUCAUUCAACCUAAAUUCAACCCGAAUUCAAACCAGACAUUGAAACGGGGGGAUUUGGCGUGGCCCUGCUGCCAAUAACAUACAUCAACUCCCCUUUUCCCACGCUUGAAAGCAGUAAAUAAAUACCGUAUAAUUAUGCUAUUAAUUUUCAUAGGCCCAGCUGUGUGGCCCGCGGGAGGUGCGCUUGAAUCCAAUUCGUGUUUGACACCCCCUGGCUUACGCCUUGACGCCAGCUAAGCGUAACGAAGGCAGCUCUCGUUCCACUUGGCUCUCGACGGACGUUCCCGCGCAUCGCGUCGGCAAAUUUCACGCACGCGACCGACUUGUACGAAACCUCCCUCAUGCACACUUUUUGUCAAUGGAACGCAUGCCACUUAUAAUUUAUUAAUCUUCCGCGUGAUCAUUAUAUUAUAUUGUAAGUAGGCAGAAAUUAUAUUAGAAAUAAAGGUGCCUGGCGGAAAAUGGAA
Messenger RNA from Lethenteron reissneri (Far Eastern brook lamprey), 11175 nucleotides. It is a transcript of the gene LETMD1, whose product is annotated as LETM1 domain containing 1. Gene Ontology annotation, cellular component: mitochondrial inner membrane. NCBI's taxonomy places the organism in Eukaryota, Metazoa, Chordata, Hyperoartia, Petromyzontiformes, Petromyzontidae. Gene Ontology annotation, molecular function: ribosome binding. The record is from RefSeq and is a predicted model, not a curated record. Gene Ontology annotation, biological process: intracellular monoatomic cation homeostasis.